AUAAUGAUUAUCAGAUCUGCUACAUAAUCAGAAUUCAAAAACAAAAAGAAAACAUUCACUUAGAAAUUUCAAUAAUAAUCAAAACAUUUUAUUUAGAUAUAUACUUAAUAGUAAAUUUCGUCCAGUACAAAUGCAUGCUGUUACUGGAAAUACUCAAACAACAACGGUUCAAAGUACUCUUUUUGCACCAGCAGUUGUCGGUGGUGAUGAAGAUGUUAAUGAUUAUUAUGAAGGUUUUAAAAAAAUAAAAAAAUUAACUAAUCUUCGUCGUAAUGAACAAGAUGAUGAAUUUUUACCAUUUCCCGAUCAAAGUGGUAAACUUUUUCAACCGAUUGGUUCAACAAUACCAAAAUUUGAAUUUAAACCAAUAACAGGUUUAACACAUAGUCAACAAGCACAUUUAAAGGCACGACGAGCUGCUAAUCGACAACAACAACAACGAAUUGAUGUACGUCAAGAAAUCGAUGAUUUACUUAAUAUUGAUGAUUUUGUUUUACCUGAUGGUGAACGUCCAUUAUCAUCAGCUGAAUUAUCAACAAAUGAACAACGUCAUUAUGGUUUACCACCAAGAUUACAUCAUAAAAUACCAGUAGGACCACCAAAAAAAGGAUCAUUAGGUGAUUUACUUAAACAAAAAACUAAACAAUCCGGUGAUCGUAGUCCAUCACCAAUGAUCGAUGAAAGUAGUUUAAAACGACGACGACAACAACGACGACGACGUUCUCAUUCAUUAAGUUCAACUGGUAGUGCACAAUGGUCACGAUCAUCAUCAUUAUCGAAUAAUGAUGAUCGAAUAUCAAGACAUUCAUCACGUGAAAUGACACCAACAAUUGAAAAUAAUCAUGAUGACAAACAUGAAACAAUUGAAAAUGAUGUAACUGAUAUGAAUGAUUUAUCAAAAUUACUUGAUUUAAAUGAAGAAGAUGAAUUAUUAUUAUUACAAAUUGAAGUUGAACAAGAAGAACGUAAUAUACGUCGUGAAGAAAAACGUCGACGUAAAGAAGAAAAAAAAAAUAAAAAAUUAAAUAAAAAAAUAAAAUUAUUAUCACAAAAUGAUGAACAAAAAAUUAUUCAACAAUGUCUCAAUGAUUUAAUUGAAAAUAUUUGUUGUCAAGAAGAAAAUACAUUGAAUUUAAAACGAACGUUUGAUUAUUCAGAUGAUGAAUUAUCAAAAAAGAUUAAACUAGAUGAAAAAAGUUAA
This is a messenger RNA of Rotaria sordida, 1201 nucleotides long. NCBI's taxonomy places the organism in Eukaryota, Metazoa, Rotifera, Eurotatoria, Philodinida, Philodinidae. The record is from the annotation of a GenBank genome assembly.